This is a messenger RNA of Sander lucioperca (pikeperch), 578 nucleotides long. RefSeq names its product acetyl-coenzyme A synthetase 2-like, mitochondrial. The coding region runs from base 16 to 444 and encodes 142 amino acids. The record is from RefSeq and is a predicted model, not a curated record. The transcript is spliced from 3 exons. NCBI's taxonomy places the organism in Eukaryota, Metazoa, Chordata, Actinopteri, Perciformes, Percidae. Gene Ontology annotation, molecular function: acetyl-CoA synthetase activity. Gene Ontology annotation, cellular component: mitochondrion. Gene Ontology annotation, biological process: acetyl-CoA biosynthetic process.
AUUUGGUUUCUAACGAUGAGGAAACGCUGUGUACUAUCUGAUGUUAACAGCUGUUCUGUCCUGCAGGAUGAACAUCCAGCUGUUCCAGAAUCAGCUGUGAUCGGAAUCCCACAUGACAUCAAAGGGGAAGUACCGUUUGCCUUCGUGGUUCUGAAGGAGGAGUUUUCUGAUGACCCCCCCGUCGUCCUGCAGCAGCUCAGAGAACUCAUCGCCACCAAAAUCGCCAAAUACGCCGUCCCCGACCACUUCCUGGUGGUGAAACGUCUGCCGAAGACUCGCUCCGGGAAGAUCAUGAGGCGGAUCCUCAGGAAGGUUGCCACGGAAACCACCGGCGACCUCGGCGACGUGUCGACUCUGGAUGACCCGUCCGUCGUCACCGAGAUCAUGGACGCCUACGAGCUGUACAGGAAGCAGCGAGGAGCAGAGGAGAAGAAGAAGAAGUAGGAGGGACUUCCUGUCUUUCCAAAAUAAAGACCUACAAACAUUAAAAUAAUAAACAGAAGAGAAGAGAUCAGAGUUUAAGUUCGUCCGUAAAGUUACAGAGUUUAGUUUAGUUACAGUCUCUAAUUUUAAUAACA